Messenger RNA from Triticum dicoccoides, 1092 nucleotides. RefSeq names its product probable serine/threonine-protein kinase PBL4. Gene Ontology annotation, molecular function: protein kinase activity; ATP binding. The transcript is spliced from 2 exons. Gene Ontology annotation, biological process: protein phosphorylation. The record is from RefSeq and is a predicted model, not a curated record. NCBI's taxonomy places the organism in Eukaryota, Viridiplantae, Streptophyta, Magnoliopsida, Poales, Poaceae. The coding region runs from base 1 to 1092 and encodes 363 amino acids.
AUGCCGCGCGGCAGCCUGGACAACCACCUGUUCCGGCGGGGCAGCCAGCCGCCGCUGCCGUGGUCCACGCGCGUGUCCGUCGCCGUCGACGUCGCCCGCGGCCUCGCCUUCCUCCACUCCCGCGACGUCAUCUUCCGGGACCUCAAGUCCACCAACGUCCUCCUCGGCCUCGACCACCGCGCCAAGCUCUCAGACUUCGGCCUCGCCCGCGCCGGCCUCACAGGCGGCAAGAGCCACGUCUGCACCCGCGUCGGCGGGUUCAUCUCACGGUGCGAGAGAGGGUCUGGGCUGCCGAUCGUUUCGCCGGACGCGGGCUUCCUCGUCAAGCUCGUCGGCUACUGCUCCGACUCCGACAGCAACAAGCUGCUGGUGUACGAGUACAUGCCGCGCGGCAGCCUCGAGAACCACCUGUUCCGGCGCGGCAGCCAGCCGCCGCUGCCGUGGUCCACGCGCGUGGCCGUCGCCGUCGACGUCGCCCGGGGGCUCGCCUUCCUCCACUCCCGCGACGUCAUCUUCCGGGACCUCAAGUCCUCCAACGUGCUCCUCGGCCCCGACCACCGCGCCAAGCUCUCCGACUUAGGCCUCGCCCGCGCCGGCCCCACCGGCGGCAAGAGCCACGUCUCCACCCGCGUCGUCGGCACGCGCGGCUACGCCGCGCCGGAGUACGUCGCCACGGGCCACCUCUCCGCCAAGAGCGACGUGUACGGGUUCGGGGUGGUGCUCCUGGAGCUGAUGACCGGGCGGCGCGCGCUGGACGAGGCCCGCGGCGUGGCGUCGGAGCUGCUGGUGGACUGGGCGAUGCCGAUGCUGCAAGGGGAGCGGCGCAAGGUGAUACGGGUCAUGGACACCAGGCUCGGCGGGCAGUACCCGAAGAGGCAGGCCCAGGACAUGGCCGCGCUCGCGCUCCGCUGCCUGCAGAACGACCCCAAGACCCGCCCCUCCAUGGCCGACGACGUCCUCCCCUCCCUCGAGCUCCUGCUGCAGCCAACCACUGCCAAGUCCUCCUCCUCCUCGUCGACGAUGACGUCAUCCAGAUCGCCGGCCGCGUCGGAGGCACCGGUGCACAGAGGCCACCGGCGUCACAAAGCCUAG